Molecule: messenger RNA, 768 nt
Organism: Cotesia congregata
Lineage: Eukaryota; Metazoa; Arthropoda; Insecta; Hymenoptera; Braconidae
Source: the annotation of a GenBank genome assembly
AUGGCAAGAGAGAGAUUAUCGAGUGGGAUAAAACCGAUGCUUUCGAGAGCCUCUCGGUCGUUGGAUAGUACACUAGAGUUAUAUGUCGAGGCUCUCAAUCAAUUCACGAACCUACAACAGGGUAAGGUAAAAGCCCCAGUAGCUGCUCAGGAACCAGUACCUGCCCACUCUGUGUAUUUGCCUAUCUAUAUUCAAAAAUGCAGAUAUACAAAUACAUGUAGUGAGCAGGUACUGGUUCCUGAGCAGCUACUGGGGCUCUUACCUUACUACCUAAAAAUUCAGAAACACAUUUUCACCCCAGAAGUAAAUAAAUUAUUAGUCUCAGCAACCAUCGUUCUUCUUAUAGAUUAUUGUUGUCUUAUACUCAUUGGUUCUACUGCAGAAAAUGAUUUAAAACUACAGCGUGCUAUAAAUAGUGCAAUAAGGUUCAUAUUCAAGUUAAAGUGUGAUAAACACAUUACUCCUCAUAGACGUGAAUUAAAAUGGCUUUCGAUAAAUUCUAGACGUACUUAUUUUUUGGCUACAUAUUUUUAUAAAUUGUUAUCGAGUGGAAAACCAAACUAUUCAAGAGAUUUAUUUAAUGUUGAUGAAUCUAGACGAUCUGAAAGAUUGGCAAUUAAAGAUAAUAAUGUAAAUUUGUUAAUUCCAAACUACAAUACUUCUUUUCUCGAAAGCUCAUUUAUAAUUUCAGCGAUUCGUCUCUGGCAAAAAUUGCCACCAGAGAUAUUAAAUGCAACUUCCUUAAAAGUAUUUAAGAAGAAAUUGUAA